UAGGCCGGGGCAGGUCGCGCUUGCUGCCUUCUCCCCUGAAGAGAGACGCGGGGGGGAGGGGGGUGCGGCGAGCGGCUCCGCUCUCUCCCCUCAGCUCCGCUCGCACCCCAGUGUAAUGAGGGUCACCCCCUCCCCCCAGCCGGCCCGGGAGGGGGCGCGGGGCACGGUUGAUGCUGGCCCAGGAUGGAUCAGACCUGUGAACUACCUAGAAGAAAUUGUCUGCUGCCCUUUUCCAAUCCAGUGAAUUUAGAUGCCCCUGAAGACAAGGACAGCCCUUUCGGUAAUGGUCAAUCCAAUUUUUCUGAGCCACUUAAUGGGUGUACUAUGCAGUUACCGACUGCCAGUGGAACAUCCCAAAAUGCAUAUGGACAAGAUUCUCCAUCUUGUUACAUUCCACUGCGGAGACUACAGGAUUUGGCCUCCAUGAUCAAUGUAGAGUAUUUAAAUGGGUCUGCUGAUGGAUCAGAAUCCUUUCAAGACCCUGAAAAAAGUGAUUCAAGAGCUCAGUCGCCAAUUGUUUGCACUUCCUUGAGUCCUGGUGGUCCAACAGCACUUGCUAUGAAACAGGAACCCUCUUGUAAUAACUCCCCUGAACUCCAGGUAAAAGUAACAAAGACUAUCAAGAAUGGCUUUCUGCACUUUGAGAAUUUUACUUGUGUGGACGAUGCAGAUGUAGAUUCUGAAAUGGACCCAGAACAGCCAGUCACAGAGGAUGAGAGUAUAGAGGAGAUCUUUGAGGAAACUCAGACCAAUGCCACCUGCAAUUAUGAGCCUAAAUCAGAGAAUGGUGUAGAAGUGGCCAUGGGAAAUGAACAAGACAGCACAUCAGAGAGUAGAAAUGGUGCAGUCAAAUCGCCAUUCUUGCCAUUAGCUCCUCAAACUGAAACACAGAAAAAUAAGCAAAGAAAUGAAGUGGACGGCAGCAAUGAAAAAGCAGCCCUUCUCCCAGCCCCCUUUUCACUAGGAGAUACAAACGUUACCAUAGAAGAGCAAUUAAAUUCAAUAAAUUUAUCUUUUCAGGAUGAUCCAGAUUCCAGUACCAGUACAUUAGGAAACAUGCUAGAAUUACCUGGAACUUCAUCAUCAUCUACUUCACAGGAAUUGCCAUUUUGUCAACCCAAGAAAAAGUCUACGCCACUGAAGUAUGAAGUUGGAGAUCUCAUCUGGGCAAAAUUCAAGAGACGCCCAUGGUGGCCCUGCAGGAUUUGUUCUGAUCCGUUGAUUAACACACAUUCAAAAAUGAAAGUUUCAAACCGGAGACCCUAUCGACAGUACUACGUGGAGGCUUUUGGGGACCCUUCAGAGAAAGCCUGGGUGGCUGGAAAAGCAAUCGUCAUGUUCGAAGGCAGACAUCAAUUUGAAGAGCUACCUGUGCUUAGGAGAAGAGGGAAGCAGAAAGAAAAAGGAUAUAGGCAUAAGGUUCCUCAGAAAAUUUUGAGUAAAUGGGAAGCCAGUGUUGGUCUCGCUGAACAAUAUGAUGUUCCCAAAGGGUCAAAGAACCGAAGAUGUGUCACCAGUUCAAUCAAGUUGGACAGUGAGGAGGAUAUGCCAUUUGAGGACUGUACUAAUGAUCCUGAAUCAGAACAUGAUCUGUUACUUAAUGGCUGCUUGAAAUCUCUGGCUUUUGACUCAGAACAUUCUGCAGAUGAGAAAGAAAAGCCUUGUGCUAAGUCUCGAGCCAGAAAGAGUUCUGAUAAUCCAAAAAGGACUAGUAUGAAAAAGGGCCACAUACAAUUUGAAGCACAUAAGGAAGAACGAAGGGGAAAGAUUCCAGAGAACCUUGGCCUAAACUUUAUUUCUGGGGAUGUAUCUGAUAAGCAGGCCUCUAAUGAACUUUCCAGGAUAGCAAACAGCCUCACAGGGUCCAGCACUGCCCCAGGAAGCUUCCUGUUUUCUUCUUGUGCAAAAAACACUGCAAAGAAAGAAUUUGAGGCUUCAAAUUGUGACUCUUUACUGGGCUUGUCUGAGGGUGCCUUGAUCUCUAAACAUUCUGGGGAAAAGAAAAAACUCCAAAGAGGUUUGGUGUGUAGUUCGAAAGUGCAGCUCUGUUAUAUUGGAGCAGGUGAUGAAGAAAAGCGCAGUGAUUCCAUUAGUAUCUGUACCACUUCUGAUGAUGGAAGCAGUGAUCUGGAUCCCAUAGAUCAUAGUUCAGAAUCUGAUAACAGUGUCCUUGAAAUUACAGAUGCUUUUGAUAGAACAGAAAACAUAUUAUCUGUGCAGAAAAAUGAAAAGGUAAAGUAUACUAGGUAUCCUGCCACAAACACUAAGGUAAAAGCAAAGCAAAAGUCCCUCAUUACUAAUUCACAUACAGACCACUUAAUGGAUUGUAGUAAGACAGCAGAGCCUGGAACUGAGACAUCUCAGGUUAAUCUCUCUGAUCUUAAAGUGUCUACUCUUGUCCGCAAACCCCAAUUGGAUUUUAGAAAUGAUGGUUUCUCUCCAAAAUUCAACACACCAUCAAGCAUUUCCAGUGAGAAUUCACUAAUAAAAGGUGGGGCUACAAAUCAAGCUCUGUUACAUUCAAAAAGCAAACAGCCCAAGAUCCGAAGUAUAAAGUGCAAGCAUAAAGAAAAUCCAGUUGUAGUGGAAUCUCCAGUUACAAAUGAGGACUGCAGUUUGAAAUGCUGCUCUUCUGAUACUAAAGGCUCUCCUUUAGCCAGCAUUUCCAAAAGUGGGAAAGUGGAUGGGCUAAAACUACUGAGCAACAUGCAUGAGAAAACCAGGGAUUCAAAUGACAUAGAAACAGCAGUGGUGAAACAUGUUCUAUCAGAGUUGAAGGAACUCUCCUAUAGAUCCUUAAGUGAAGAUGUCAGUGAUUCUGGAACAUCAAAGCCAUCAAAACCAUUACUUUUUUCUCCUGCCUCUGGUCAGAAUCAUAUACCUAUUGAACCAGAUUACAAAUUCAGUACAUUGUUAAUGAUGUUGAAAGAUAUGCAUGAUAGUAAGACCAAGGAGCAACGCUUAAUGACUGCUCAAAACUUGGUCUCCUAUCGGAGUCCUGGUCUUGGGGACUGUUCUACCAGUAGUCCUGUAGGUGCUUCUAAGGCUUUGGUUUCGGGAAACUCCACUCACAAUUCAGAAAAAAAUGGAGAUGGCACUCAGAACGCAGUCCGUCCUAGCCCUAGUGGAGGUGACUCUGCACUGUCUGGGGAGUUGUCUGUAUCCGUACCCAGCUUAGUGUCUGACAGAAGAGACCUCCCUGCUUCUGGUAAAAGUCGUUCAAACUGUGUUACUAGGCGCAACUGUGGGCGAUCAAAACCCUCAUCUAAAUUGCGUGAUAGUUUAUCAGCCCAGAUGGGAAAGAACACAUUAAACCGUAAAGCCUUAAAGACAGAACGCAAAAGAAAACUGAACCAACUUCCAGCUGUGACUCUUCAGACUGCACUGAAGGGAGACAGACCAAGUGGGGGUUCAGAGAAUGGCUGCUCAAGAGGUGGGCUAGAAGACCCUGGUAAAGAAGAACCCCUUCAGUUAAUGGGUCAUUUAACAAGUGAAGACAGUACUCAUUUUUCCAGUGUUAAUUUUGAUGACAAAGUCAACCAGUCUGACCCUGACAAAAUUCCUGAAAAAGGCCCUUCUUUUGAAAACAGAAAAGGCCCAGAGUUGGAUACCGAAAUGAACAGUGAGAAUGAUGAACCCAGUGGUGUAAAUCAAGCGGUGCCUAAAAAGCGGUGGCAGCGUUUAAACCAAAGGCGCACUAAACCUCGUAAGCGCACUAACAGAGUUAGGGAGAAAGAAAACUCAGAGGGUGCCUUUGGGGUUUUGCUUCCAGCUGACCCUGUAAAGAAGGGGGAUGAGUUCCCAGAGCAUAGACCCCCUACUUCGACAAACAUACUAGAAGAUGCCCUGGCAGAUCCAAAUCAUGCUAGCUGCUUAGAUUCAGUUGGGCCACGGUUGAAUGUUUGUGAUAAAUCCAGUGCCAGCAUUGAGGAAAUGGAAAAAGAUCCAGGAAUUCCCAGUUUGACUCCCCAGCCUGAGCUCCCUGAACCAGCUGUGCGGUCAGAGAAGAAGCGUCUUAGGAAGCCAAGCAAGUGGCUUUUGGAAUAUACAGAAGAAUAUGAUCAGAUAUUUGCUCCUAAGAAAAAACAAAAGAAGGUACAGGAACAGGUGCACAAGGUAAGUUCCCGCUGUGAAGAGGAAAGCCUUUUAGCCCGAUGUCGAUCUAGUGCUCAGAACAAGCGGGUGGAUGAGAGUUCUUUGAUUUCAACCAAAGAAGAGCCUCCAGUUCUUGAACGGGAGGCUCCAUUUUUGGAAGGGCCUGUGGCUCAGUCAGAACUUGGAGGUGGACAUGCUGAGUUGCCACAGCUGACCUUGUCUGUGCCUGUGGCUCCGGAAGUCUCUCCACGGCCUGCCCUUGAGUCUGAGGAAUUGCUAGUUAAAACACCAGGAAAUUAUGAAAGUAAACGUCAGAGAAAACCAACUAAGAAACUUCUUGAAUCCAACGAUUUAGACCCGGGAUUUAUGCCCAAGAAAGGGGAUCUUGGCCUUUCUAAAAAGUGUUAUGAAGCUGGUCACUUGGAGAAUGACAUUAAUGAAUCACGUGCUGCAUCUCAUUCUAAAGAGUUUGGUGGAGGCACUACCAAGAUAUUUGAUAAACCAAGGAAGCGAAAACGACAGAGGCAUGCUACGGCCAAGGUGCAUUGUAAAAAAAUGAAAAAUGACGACUCAUCAAAAGAAACUCCAGGUUCAGAGGGAGAACUGAUGACACACAGAACGCCUGCAAGCCCCAAGGAGACUGUUGAGGAGGGUGUAGAGAAUGAUCAUGGGAUGCCAGCAUCUAAAAAGCUUCAGGGCGAACGAGGCGGAGGAGCUGCACUCAAGGAGAAUGUUUGUCAGAACUGUGAGAAACUGGGUGAGCUGCUGUUAUGUGAAGCUCAGUGCUGUGGGGCUUUCCACCUGGAGUGCCUUGGAUUAACUGAGAUGCCGAGAGGAAAAUUUAUCUGCAAUGAAUGUCGCACAGGAAUCCAUACCUGUUUUGUUUGUAAGCAGAGUGGGGAAGAUGUUAAAAGGUGCCUUUUGCCCUUGUGUGGAAAGUUUUACCAUGAAGAAUGUGUCCAGAAAUAUCCACCCACUGUUAUGCAGAACAAGGGCUUCCGGUGCUCCCUCCACAUCUGUAUAACCUGCCAUGCUGCUAAUCCAGCCAGCGUUUCUGCAUCUAAAGGUCGUCUGAUGCGCUGUGUCCGUUGCCCUGUGGCAUACCAUGCCAAUGACUUUUGCCUGGCUGCUGGGUCCAAGAUCCUUGCAUCUAAUAGUAUCAUCUGCCCUAAUCACUUUACCCCUCGGAGGGGCUGCCGAAAUCAUGAGCAUGUUAACGUGAGCUGGUGUUUUGUAUGCUCAGAAGGAGGCAGCCUUCUGUGCUGUGAUUCUUGUCCUGCUGCUUUUCAUCGUGAAUGCCUGAACAUUGAUAUUCCUGAAGGAAACUGGUAUUGCAAUGAUUGUAAGGCAGGCAAAAAGCCACAUUACAGAGAAAUUGUCUGGGUAAAAGUUGGACGAUACAGGUGGUGGCCAGCUGAGAUCUGCCAUCCUCGAGCUGUACCUUCCAAUAUUGAUAAGAUGAGACAUGACGUUGGCGAGUUCCCUGUGUUAUUCUUUGGGUCUAAUGACUAUCUGUGGACACACCAGGCCCGAGUCUUUCCCUAUAUGGAGGGUGAUGUGAGCAGCAAGGAUAAGAUGGGCAAAGGAGUGGAUGGGACAUAUAAAAAAGCUCUUCAAGAAGCUGCAGCGAGGUUUGAGGAGUUAAAGGCACAAAAAGAGCUAAGACAGCUGCAGGAGGACCGAAAGAAUGACAAGAAGCCACCACCUUACAAGCAUAUAAAGGUGAACCGUCCUAUUGGCAGGGUGCAGAUCUUUACUGCAGACUUGUCUGAAAUUCCCCGUUGCAACUGUAAAGCUACUGAUGAUAACCCCUGUGGGAUAGACUCCGAGUGCAUCAACCGCAUGCUGCUCUAUGAGUGCCACCCCACAGUAUGUCCUGCCGGAGGACGUUGCCAAAACCAGUGCUUCACUAAGCGCCAGUAUCCAGAGGUUGAAAUUUUUCGCACAUUACAGAGAGGCUGGGGUCUCCGGACAAAAACAGAUAUUAAAAAGGGUGAAUUUGUAAAUGAGUAUGUGGGUGAGCUAAUAGAUGAAGAAGAGUGCAGAGCUCGAAUCCGUUAUGCCCAAGAACAUGAUAUCACUAAUUUCUAUAUGCUCACCCUAGACAAAGACCGGAUCAUUGAUGCUGGUCCUAAAGGAAACUAUGCUCGAUUCAUGAAUCAUUGCUGUCAGCCCAACUGUGAAACACAGAAAUGGUCUGUGAAUGGAGAUACCCGUGUUGGUCUUUUUGCCCUGAGUGACAUUAAAGCAGGGACUGAACUUACCUUCAACUACAACCUAGAAUGUCUUGGGAAUGGAAAGACUGUUUGCAAAUGUGGAGCCCCAAACUGCAGUGGCUUUUUGGGUGUAAGGCCAAAGAAUCAACCCAUUGCCACGGAAGAAAAGUCAAAGAAAUUCAAGAAGAAACAACAGGGGAAGCGCAGGACCCAGGGUGAGAUCACAAAGGAGCGAGAGGAUGAGUGUUUCAGCUGUGGAGAUGCUGGCCAGCUCGUCUCUUGUAAGAAGCCAGGCUGCCCAAAAGUUUACCACGCUGACUGUCUCAAUCUAACCAAGCGACCAGCAGGGAAAUGGGAGUGUCCUUGGCAUCAAUGUGACAUCUGUGGGAAGGAAGCAGCCUCCUUCUGUGAGAUGUGUCCCAGUUCCUUUUGUAAGCAGCAUCGGGAAGGGAUGCUCUUCAUCUCCAAGUUGGAUGGGCGUUUGUCUUGUACUGAGCAUGACCCCUGUGGGCCCAAUCCUCUGGAACCUGGGGAGAUCCGUGAGUAUGUGCCUCCCCCAGUACCGCUGCCUCCAGGCCCAGGCACUCACCUGGCAGAGCAUUCGUCAGGAGUGGCUGCUCAGGGGCCCAAGAUGAUGGAUAAGCUGCCUGCUGACACCAACCAGACACUGUCACUGUCCAAAAAAGCUCUGGCAGGAACUUGUCAGAGGCCACCGCUGCCUGAAAGACCUCCUGACAGAACUGACUCCAGGCCCCAGCCUGUAGAUAGGGUCAGGGACCUUGCUGGGUCGGGGACCAAACCCCAAUCCUUGGUAUCCAGCCAGAAGCCACUGGACAGGCCACCUGCAGUGGCAGGACCAAGACCCCCACUAUCUGACAAACCCUCUCCAGUGACCGGCAUAAGCUCCUCACCCUCAGUCAGGUCCCAACCACUGGAAAGACCUCUGGGGACGGCUGACCCAAGGAUGGAUAAAUCCAUAGGUGCUGCCAGCCCAAGGCCCCAGUCGCUGGAGAAAACCCCAGUCCCUACUGGCCUAAGACUUCCACCGCCUGACAGACUGCUAGUCACCAGCGGUCCCAAACCCCAGACUUCAGACAGGCCCCCAGACAAAUCCCAUGCUCCUUUGUCCCAGAGACUCCCACCUCCUGACAAAGUACUGUCAGCUGUGGUCCAGACCCUGGUAGCUAAGGAAAAAGCACUGAGGCCUGUGGACCAGAAUACUCAGUCAAAAAAUAGAGCUGCUUUGGUAAUGGAUCUCAUAGACUUAACUCCUCACCAGAAAGAACGGGCUGCUUCACCUCAUGAGGUCACAUCACAGAUUGAUGAGAAGAUGCCGGUGUUGGAAUCAAGCUCAUGGACUGCCAGCAAAGGUCUAGGGCAGAUGCCGAGGGCUAUAGAGAGAGGCAAUGUGGCAGAUGCUGUCCUGCAGCCACCGGGGAAAGCAGCAGUCCCUUUGGAGCACCCCUGGCAAGCGGUUAAAUCACUCACCCAGGCCAGACUUCUCUCUCAGUCCCCUGCCAAGGCUUUUUUAUAUGAGCCAACAACUCCGGCCUCAGGAAGAGCAUCUGCGGGGGUAGAGCAGACAUCAGGGCCUCCUGGUCAAGCAUCGGGCCUCGUGAAGCAGGUGAAGCAGAUGGCCGGAGGCCAGCAACUACCUGGACUUGCUGCCAAGAGUGGGCAGUCCUUCAGGCCCCUUGGGAAGGCCCCAUCCUCCCUCUGUACUGAAGAGAAGAAGUUGGCAACCACAGAGCAGAGUCCCUGGGCCCUGGGAAAGGCCUCACCAGGGCCAGGGCUCUGGCCCAUGGUGGCUGGACAGACAAUAUCACCGUCUUGCUGGUCCUCUGGGAGCACACAGACAUUGGCACAGACUUGCUGGUCUCUUGGAAGAGGGCAAGACCCUAAACCAGAGCAAAAUACACUUCCAGCUCUUAACCAGGCUCCUUCCAGUCACACGUGUGCAGAGUCAGAACAGAAAUAAUACAAGUAAAUGUCACAUGACCAGACCAGCUGCCCCCAGGGUUCUUGGGGAAGGGAAAUCAUCUUUCUUUUCCUCUCUUAAAAAAAACAGACCCCAACACUUUCCCACUGUUAUUCUUUCCUUAUAUCCCAACACUCAGAACUCUUGUGACAUUAGCCAGUGGGGGCAUGUGGUUGUGUAAACCAUGUAUGGAAAUCCAAGUGGGCCCCAACCAAGGAGACAGACAAACUUGGGUCUUUUUCCUCCAACCUUUACACAUGGUAACUUGAAAUAAAAAGUCCACUCUGGAGUCAAGCAUGGGAUUCAAUUCCACUGGUUAGGUUGGAAGCUAGAGGGGCUCUCAAAGCUAUUUCUCUAGCUCUACAGAGCCCCACUGAGGGCACCUGAUGAACACUUGGGAGGAACUGACAUCUAUUCAUAUCAGUGGUGAUUUCUUGAUCAUUCACAUGUGCUAGGCCAGGUGCUAGUCACUGACAGGAGAUACAGAGAUAAAGAAGACCUGAUCCCUGUGAGCCUAACCUGCCUGCCUGGGUCCCAGGCUAUUUUCACGAACCUUUGACUGGGAAAUAACAGGAAGUUCUGAGGGGCCCUGGGGUUCCACAGACUCAUUUCGUAAUGUCCUCUGUAGCCCCAGAAGUGGUUGUGUUGAGUAAGUGUCCCCUGGUUGAGUGUGCAUGUUUAUGCACACACCCUUAUGUGGGGGUCUUCUCUGUAGGCAAGAGGGGGUUGCAUCAAGGCCAAGUGGAGCUGCUGGCUGGGCAGAGUCUAAAGCUCUGUCCUUGGCAGAGCAGCUGAUUUGGGGGCUGAGCUCUACAAGGAUGUAGCUUUCUCAGAGUACAAGAAGGCAAUUGGCAAGCUUACCUUUCUUUUCUACUGGUUUUUUUCCUUUUACAUCAACCCACUCCAUGCCUGCCCCCCAAACUCAGGUGCUUUCAGAUUUCAGAGUCAGGCAGUGGACAUAGGGAAUCUCUGGCAAGCUCUGGGCUAGAUCUACCACCAGCUCAGGGAGAGUCCCAGGUCCUGAUGGAAAAUUGCUUCUCUUUUGAUCCUUUGCCCUCCUACCUAAAUGGAGGGAGUCCCCUCCUUCACUGGUGAGUUCUACCACCCUAUCCCUGAGAAUUGCUGUGUUCUAUAUUAAGAGCACCUGCCUGCUAAUUUAGUUCAAAGGCAAGCCAGAACCUCUCCCCUAUGACCGGCAAGAUACGGUGUUUAGAGCAAUGUCCAGUCUGAGAUAUGAUUCCUCAUAACUGCUGAUUAUCUGUUACUGCUGCCCUGAGCUGGGGCCCAAGGGCUGGGAAAUCUGUUGGUGCUACCCUGCCCUACUAUUCACCCAGCUCACCAACUGCCAACAGGAAGUGCUGUUUGGCCAGUUCCUUCCCAUUCAUUCACCCCUCCUUUGUCCCUAGACCAAAUGUGUUUACCUCUCUGCUUUGCCAACUUAGCCAGCAGCUUUAGCCAACAGGCCAUCUCCUGACCCAAAUGUCUCCUGGCCAUUCUGUCUCACUUACGGCUUUUACACCCUCAACAGGAUUCUGUAUUUUGUCCCAAUUUCCUCCUCCUAAGUUCCUAUCAAGGUUGCCCGUAUCACUUCUAAGGAGGGAACAAUGGUUACAGAAGCAUUUGCGCUUUAUAUAAAGAUUAGAAGAAAAAUUUGCUUUUAUUUCCCAAAGUCUGUCUCGGGAUGAGACGCUUGAACUCAGGCAGAGGUACGAGGCUGGGCAGGGCUGUCCCAAGUUUGGGGGCAUAUCUCUGCAUCUCACUUAGACCUCGGAAUCUCCUCUGUAAAUUCCACCUGCCUAGUUCUCCCCUUUCCAUCCUGUCUCUCUUCCCAUAUCAUGAGAGAGGAAAUGCUCUUUGUUUAAAAGGAAGAGAAAACAAAGCAUCUUAUUUUCUUUUAAAAAAAUUUUAAACCAUGGAGAAGAUAUUUUUAAAGAAAUCCACCCAGAACAUUAAAGUUCAUUAUAUUAAGUA
Messenger RNA from Hyaena hyaena (striped hyena), 10260 nucleotides. It is a transcript of the gene NSD1, whose product is annotated as nuclear receptor binding SET domain protein 1. Gene Ontology annotation, cellular component: chromatin; nucleus. The transcript has 23 exons. The coding region runs from base 184 to 8289 and encodes 2701 amino acids. The record is from RefSeq and is a predicted model, not a curated record. Gene Ontology annotation, molecular function: histone H3K36 methyltransferase activity; protein binding. Lineage: Eukaryota; Metazoa; Chordata; Mammalia; Carnivora; Hyaenidae. Gene Ontology annotation, biological process: regulation of DNA-templated transcription.